This is a messenger RNA of Paramisgurnus dabryanus, 7715 nucleotides long. RefSeq names its product erb-b2 receptor tyrosine kinase 2 (gene erbb2). Gene Ontology annotation, biological process: multicellular organism development; neurogenesis; negative regulation of apoptotic process. The record is from RefSeq and is a predicted model, not a curated record. Gene Ontology annotation, molecular function: transmembrane receptor protein tyrosine kinase activity; ATP binding. Gene Ontology annotation, cellular component: plasma membrane; basal plasma membrane; signaling receptor complex. Lineage: Eukaryota; Metazoa; Chordata; Actinopteri; Cypriniformes; Cobitidae.
CGCACACAUACACACACACAUACUGGAGAGUCAGGCGCACUCGUUCCUGCCAGGAAGUUGAUAGUUUUCGGGAAAAAACAAAAAGACGAAACAGUCAUAGUAAAGGUAUCUCGAAUCGACUAGUUUGUUAAACGUGAAGGGAUCCGGGCAGUAAAUGCAGGAUUAUGGACUAAUGGAGGAUUAGUCGAUGGAGACUCACAGAAGUUUUGGGCUCGUCCGGGUCCUGCUGCUGCUGUCGGGCAUUACACGCGCUACGGGCAGAGAAGUAUGUCUCGGGACAGAUAUGAAGUUGGCAUUACCCUUUAGUCAUGAAAAUCACUAUGAGAUGCUCAAACUUCUGUACGACGGGUGCCAGGUGGUUCAUGGUAACCUGGAGAUCACACACCUGCAGGGCCACCAAGAUCUCUCCUUCCUGCAGGAUAUAGUGGAGGUGCAGGGUUAUGUGCUGAUAGCUCAUGUCUCAGUGCCUUUGGUUCCUCUGGACAGUCUACGGAUCAUUCGAGGCAGUCAGCUCUAUAACUCCAGUUAUGCUCUCGCGGUGCAGGACAACAUUUACCACAGGCAGACAGAAUUGGGUUUAAGAGAACUUCGCCUCAGCAGUCUAACCGAAAUCCUGCUUGGUGGGGUAUAUAUUUCGGAAAACCCUCAACUUUGCUUCCCUCAGAAUAUUAACUGGAUAGACACUGUUUAUAAUGGUCAUAGCAAACCACUGCACUUGCAAAGUCUCCCAAAGCACUGUCCUAGUUGUUCCUCAGCCUGUCUGCCUGGUGGAUGUUGGGGAAAAACGGAUAAAGACUGCCAAACAUUGACCUUUGUUCAUUGUUCAUCUGGCUGUUUGCGCUGUAAGGGUCAGAAGCCCAGUGAUUGCUGUCAUGGGCAGUGUGCUGCUGGGUGCAUUGGGCCAAAAGAUUCUGACUGUCUGGCCUGUCGUCACUUUAAUGACAGUGGGAUAUGUAAAGAAAAUUGCCCACUACCCACCAUCUACGACCCGAUCACUUUCCAGUCCAAACCUAACAAGGACAAAAGGUUCAGCUUUGGAGCCUCCUGUGUAAAACAGUGCCCACGUAACUACUUGGCCAUGGAGGUGGCGUGUACCAUGGUUUGUCCCAAAGCUAAUCAGGAGGUCAUCACUGUCCAACCAGACGGUCAAGAAACACAGAAAUGUGAAAAGUGCGAAGGAGAGUGUCCUAAAGUUUGUUAUGGUCUAGGCAUGGGAGACCUGCAGAACGUUUCAGUGGUGAACGUCACCAACAUUGACUUAUUCAGUGGCUGUAAGAAGAUCUAUGGCAGUUUGGUGUUUCUCGCAGAUUCCUUUAAAAUGAAUCCCGAAACCAAUUCAUCUGGACUGCAGCAGAGUGACCUGGAACGCUUGAAGUCGAUAGAAGAGAUCACAGGUUAUCUUUACAUUGACACCUGGCCUGAAUAUUUGCCUGAUCUGAGUGUUUUUGAGAACUUGAGGGUGAUCAGAGGAAAGAUGCUUUACAAGGGUGUUUUGUCUUUGGGAAUUCAGUCGUUGCAGAUUGAGUCUCUCGGGCUGCGUUCCCUGCGCAGCGUCAGCGGAGGUUUAGUUCUGAUUCAUAAUAACUCCAGACUGUGCUACAACUCCUCUAAGGCCUUGUCAUCUCUGCUCGUACCAACACAGGAACCCAAUUUCAUCAUUAACAACAACCGAGACCUAGACGCAUGUGUUUCGGAGGGGAAAGUGUGUGACCCCCUGUGUGCGGAUACAGGCUGCUGGGGUCCGGGACCCAGUCAGUGUGUGUCUUGUGUGAACUACAAGCGUGGUACAGAGUGUGUGGAGCAGUGUAAUGUCUUACAGGGGUCAAUGCGGGAGUUCGUGGACGGUACAAACUGUAUCUCUUGCCACCCUGAGUGUCGACCCAUCAAUGGCUCUGCCUCCUGUAUAGGCCCAGGUGCAGAUCAGUGUAGGGAGUGUGCGCACUAUCAGGAUGGUGAUUUGUGUGUCGAGCGUUGUCCCAGCGGGGUGAAAGAAGACCAGCACACCAUCUGGAAAUACUUCAAUGCCACAAAACACUGUCUUCCCUGUGAAACCAACUGCACUGUCUCAUGUCCACUGGAUGAACGAGGCUGUCCCAUCCAACAAAAAGCUGGGCCUGGAACAACAAUUGCCAUCACCAUCGGUGGAUUGUUUCUUUUCUUUAUUCUGGUGGCGCUGCUGGUGUUUUACCUUCGACGACAAAAACAGCAGAAGAGAAAAGAAACGAUGAGGAGAAUUCUGCAGGAGCAUGAGCUGGUGGAGCCACUGACCCCGAGUGGAGCGAUGCCCAAUCAGGCUCAGAUGCGGAUCCUUAAAGAAACAGAACUGAAAAAACUCAGAGUGCUGGGAUCUGGAGCCUUUGGCACGGUCUACAAGGGCAUCUGGGCUCCUGAUGGGGAGAAUGUAAAGAUCCCUGUGGCCAUUAAAGUUUUGCGUGAGAACACGUCACCCAAAGCCAACAAAGAAAUCCUGGACGAGGCGUAUGUGAUGGCAGGUGUUGCCAGUCCGCAUGUGUGCCGUUUGUUGGGUAUCUGUCUCACCUCCACGGUUCAGUUGGUUACUCAGCUCAUGCCAUACGGAUGCUUGCUGGAUUACGUCAGAGAGAACAAAGACCACAUCGGCUCUCAGUAUCUCCUCAACUGGUGUGUCCAGAUCGCUAAGGGCAUGAGUUACCUUGAAGAUGUGAGGCUGGUGCACCGAGACCUUGCAGCUCGAAAUGUUCUGGUAAAAAACCCAAACCAUGUGAAGAUUACAGACUUUGGUUUGGCCAGACUGCUAGACAUAGACGAGACGGAAUACCACGCAGACGGGGGAAAGGUGCCAAUCAAAUGGAUGGCACUGGAGUCCAUAUUACACAGAAAGUUCACUCACCAAAGUGACGUAUGGAGUUACGGGGUGACUGUAUGGGAACUGAUGACCUUUGGCAUGAAACCAUAUGACCACAUACCGGCACGGGACAUUCCAGAACUGCUGGAAGGGGGGGAGAGACUCCCUCAGCCCUUCAUCUGCACCAUAGAUGUCUACAUGAUCAUGGUCAAAUGCUGGAUGAUUGAUCCAGACAGUCGACCACGAUUCAAGGAGCUUGUGACCGAGUUCGCCAAUAUGGCACGUGAUCCUCCGCGUUACGUAGUCAUUCAAAACGACGAGCAGAUGAGUUUGUCGAGUCCAGUAGACAGCGCCUUCUUCAGGGCGUUAUUGGCAGAAGAGGGGGGGAAUGUAAAGGAGUUCCUGGACGCGGAGGAAUAUCUGGUGCCCCAGCCUGGUCCCUUCAAUAUACAAGGAGAAAGCAGACCCAAUGGACCUAGCAGACGUCAAUCACACCGGAGUACAGAUCAGAUCUUAGAAACAGACGGUAUGCCAAGCGGCAGGGGUUUGUACUCCUCUGUCAGCACGCUGGGGCAGAGUCAGUACCCGACUCUUCCUAUGGGAGCAACGGCCAACGGGAUGUGGCCAGGAGCACAGUACCCCGCACUAGUACGGAGCAUAUCACACCGUUCAGCUGGGGGCCAAUCAGACUCUGUGUUUCUGGAUGGGGACAUAGAGGAAGACGGUCCUCCGUCCAGUCCUGGACGCUACUCUAAAGAUCCCACCAUGCCUAAUGGCAUCGAUGGAGAUGUGGAGUGCGAUGGCCUGCUUGAUUUCUCAUCUUACACGCUUCCACGUGGAGCACACACACAACCCGAGUAUGUGAACCAGGAUGUCCCAUCAGAGCGUCCCAGCACCCUUCCACGCAAAGCAAGAGAGAGACGGAUUAUGAACGGUCUGUGUACAGGGCACAGUGUGGAGAACCCAGAGUAUCUGGUGCCCAUAAACAACAUCACGCCAAUGUCGCCAGCCUUCGACAACCCCUACUAUCAUGAUAUUGCAGCUAAAGCAGUGACUGGAGCGUCAAUAAAUGGCGGCACAGAUCACAGGCAGCCAAAUGGCUACAUGACCCCGACAGCAGAAAACCCAGAAUACCUGGGUUUAGCAGACACUUGGACUCAAAUGGAGUAUGCUUGAGAGGAGUAAUACAGAGAUGAAUGUGUUGAGCGAAUGAAUGUUUCUUGAAUUAUGACCUUUUUUAAAUCUCCACAAAACCCAUGUAGCAUUCUGUUGUAUUUUUGAACUUGAAGAUGGAUGCACUUCCGGUCUUUGCCAAAACAAAAAUCUACGUUGGAAAUGUAUCUGACUUAAACCACGGUACAAAUGAUGAAUAACACUGGAGCGGACGAAAUGUCUUGGAUUCUUUUUGUAUUUUCAUUUUUGGUCAUCUCACAAAAACAUUGUCACACCUCUUUCUGGAGUUUCAAUUCUGAGCAUGGACCGUACACACGUUGGUUUACAGACGGUUGGACGGAGUGAAAGCAGAUCUGUUGUGUGUGUGUAAAGGCCCUGGGUGAGCAGCUAGGCUUAAAUGCCAAUUAUAGCCACUGGAAAUGGUGCAUUGUGUGUGCAACUAUGAAGAUUUAACAUUUCUUCUCUGUGAUAUAUAUAAAUAUAAAUAUACUUUAUGUGUUUUCACACUACAUUUUUUUUACGUUUGAGUAAUAAUAAAAAUCAAUCAUCUUUAUGGGCCUACAUGUAUAGUAAGGGCAAAAUUUGCCAAAGAAAUGACUUGGUCUUAUUUUACCCCAAAAUCUUUUCAUCCUAAAAUUUUUUUUUAUUCAUAUUGAAAAGGAAAUCCCAAAAUGUAUAGACGGUUUCAGCAGUAACAACAUAAACAAGCGGCGUCCGUGGUCCACACGUAACUUCCGGUAAAUUCCGCUAAGAAUAAAUAACAACAAAGUACUUUCAACGUAGUUUAUUUAUAUAACAAGCAAAAUAAACAACACGUAGAUUAACUAGGAAACCAAAACAUCUGUUAUUUUUGACGAGGUAUUUGUUGAAGAGUUCAGUUUAGCAACUAGUCAGACCAUUUAAAAAACUUAAACCGGAAGUAAAGUUCGGACCACAUCGCGUCACUGCACGUGCGUCCGAUAAAACCGUCUAUAUUUCGAAAAUGGAAAAGAGAGCAAAGACAUUUUUGUGUCAUUAUUUUGUUAUUUGUGAUAUAACUUACAUUUCCUUCUAAAGUUUCAUUCUCAUUAUGCAUCAGCUGUUUUACGUUAAGAUUUCGUAGGAUUUAUUUUAAAGGAAAACACCACCGUUUUUCAAUAUUUUACUAUUUUCCUACCUCAACUUGGACAAAUUAAUACAUACCUAUCUUUUUAAAUGCGUGCACUUAAUGUGGUAAAUAUGUUAGCAUUUAGCCUAGCCCCAUUCAUUCCUAAGGAUCCAAACAGUGAAGAAUUUAGAAGCCACCAAACACUUCCAUGUUUUCCCUAUUUAAAGAUGGUAACAUGAGUAGUUACACAAGCAAGUAUGGUGGCACAAAAUAAAAGUGGCGACUUUUUUAAGCAGAUAAAAAUCCCUGUUUGGAUCCUAAGGAAUGUAUGGGGCUAGGAUAAAUCGUAACACAUUCAAGACGCACUGUACAAAAAUUAAGUGCACACAUUGAAAAAUGAAAGGUAUGUAUUAAUUUGUCUAAGUUGGGGUAAGAACAUAGUAAAAUAUUGAAAAACGGUGGUGUAUUGAUUUUCUUAAGGUUUUUGAUAAAAACAGUAGUUUCUACUGUGUAAAAAUGUAUUGUAAUAAGUUUUAUUUAAAUUGGCACAAAUUUAAAGCUGUACCAAAAAAUACUACAUCAUGUUUAAAUACUUUUUUUAUUUACUUGACAGAAAUGAGAAUUUGAUUAGAAAUGUAUUAAAAUAAUGUCACAACCUAAACAGCAGAAAACUUUGGGAAGGAUCCGUACCGGAUCUGUAUCAAAGUCUGCAGCUCAGGUGUGUAUUUGGCCCACAGUCGUUUGCUGGGAAUGCAAAAAUAAUUAUAAUAGGCUGCUUUUCCUUGUGAUUUUUAUAAGAAAUCUGGUUUUGGGGUGAAAUUCAACCUGGAUAUUUCAGGAAUAAGAGUUUUUAUUAGAUUCACCUGACGAUGUUUAUCGCCUCAUGUGUAUAUUUGUAUUCUUUUUAAUGUAAAAAAUCUUUCAAGGCAAUCUAGAGACGUUUUAGUCUAAGUGGGUUUCUUCUUUGCAGUAAUGUAUACAACAUGGUAUUAAUUAAUGUACAGGGGUGCUUUUAGACUAAUUCCUAAUGUCGCAACAAGGAGGAUUAAUUGAAACCUUUUUUAUUUUUAUUUUUGUUGACAGCGGGGUGUUUAACCUCAAUUUUGAUCAUUUACUUUGUUUGUUUUUAUAAUUUAAUGAAGCACCUCCUACUUAUUUAAAUUGUGUCACAUAAACACAUAGGGUUAUAUGGCAUAAAAAUACCAGUCAUUCAGCGCACACUUGUAAAGCAAGUUUUAUAAGAAACAAACCAGCAACAUAGCUGCAUGUCUUUUGUCCCUUCAAAGUGCAUCAUUUAUGCUGUUUGGAGCACACUGAGAGACUCCUAAAACUGAAGCCAGUGUUGUGGAGUAAAGACUUCACAUUUAAGAAUGCGAUCUGAUUUCCAUAUAUUAGCAGCUGUGGCCUCUGGGUGGAUGAACGGCCCUUCAAUGCCGCCAUUGUUCCAAAUUACAACGUGAGCCCUUUGUUAACUCCAGCGUCCAGUUAAUGUGUCACUUCUUUAAAACUUUAAUGUGUUAUUUGAUACGUCAUUACACAUGGGGGAUUUUUAUACAUUAUUCAGUCAUCAUCACAACUAGAUCAUAGCAUCUUGAUAUUCUUGAUGUUAUUUUAUUUUAUCUGUCUGGCUUUUGCUUCAUUUUUAUAGUUGCAGUACUAACUUGAAUAUGAAUAUUUAAAUAUUGCAUUAAGAAUGUUUAAAAUUACGAGUCACUGAUGAAUGUUAAUUAAAUUGUGGCGUGAAAAAAUGAAAUGCACGCUUAUGGUACUGCAGAGUAUUUUGAUGUUAGCCCAAACAAUGACAUGAUUGUAUUUCACAAUAAGGAAUGGGGGGAAACUGGGACUUUUUGCUUUGUUGUUAUCCAUAACCAACCUUUCGAAUGUCUAUGCUGUUAGUCCACUUUGAUAAAUUCAUCAGAAUGAAUAGAAAAUCACAGUUUACCUUAAAUACAGUGUGUCAUUUCUGAACUGCUCGAGGAAUCAAAUGAAAUUCCAGUCUGUUGGAAUGAACUGAGACGCCAACAUUGUCUCAACCAGUAAUGUGAUUUUGGGAUGGGACUUUAAAAGCAAUCAUUAUUAUUUUAGCAAUUCCAUUUGGUGAUGCAGAAAUCUAUUUGAUCCCUUUGUUACCUUUUUUGGUAUGCAAUUCUCUGCUUGCAGGAUGUGUAAGAUAAAUGUUUUUCUUAAUACUAUUUUGUACUUCAGUUUCAGGCCCAAUGUCAUAAACCAGUGCAGUGAUGUCAGCAGUAUCCAAUACUAGAAGUCUAUGCAAGCACAUUGAAGGAAUUGUAAAAUCUGUCAUGACCAUGAUUUGAGCAGUAAUUGUACAUUUGGAAUGUUUUAUAUGUACUUUUUAUAUGCAAAUUGUCCAGAUCUAUCAUUAUAUUGUAGACUCGAGUUAAUGUAAUAUUGCUAUUCUUCCUGUGAGCCAUUAAAGUGUAAAUAUACUUUAUGAAAUCUUUAUGAAUCUUGGUACACUGCCUACCCUAAAGCAGUGGUUCUCAAACUGGGGUCCGGGGCCCCCAGGGGGCGGCGAGAUGGUGCCAGGGGGGCCUCGGUUUUAUGACAUUUUAUAAAAUACAUUAAUUUAUCAUGAAUUCUGUGUAAUUAAACCUAAAAAAAUAAGGCUAC